Molecule: messenger RNA, 1754 nt
Organism: Styela clava
Lineage: Eukaryota; Metazoa; Chordata; Ascidiacea; Stolidobranchia; Styelidae
Product: E3 ubiquitin-protein ligase RNF25-like
Biological process (GO): protein ubiquitination
Cellular component (GO): nucleus
Molecular function (GO): protein binding; ubiquitin protein ligase activity
Source: RefSeq, a predicted model, not a curated record
CCAAUAACAGUAAAUUCCUUUUUCAGUAAUUAAGAGAUAAGCCUGUGCAUUAAAUAUCUAAAUAUAUAUAACAACAAUGACAGAUAUCUCACGAGAAGAUGAAGUUGAUUCUGAACUUGUUGCACUUUCUGCAAUCUAUGAGGAUAAACUAAAAAUUGAGGAUGUUGAAGAAGAUAAAGUAAUAUCCAUUACUAUUUAUCCUGCGACAGCCGAAGAUAAGUCGUCCCAAUAUGUUUUCUUGAAGAUUUCAUUUACCUUGCCACAAAGAUAUCCUACUGUGCCACCACAUGUCAAUUUUUCAUUAUCAAGAGGAUUAUCAGACUCAAGUUUAAGUGAAUUGAAAAAUAGAAUGGAUGAAAUAAUCGAAGACAGAGAAGGCGAAUGCAUUAUUUUUGACCUAAUGGAGCUGGCAAAAGAUAGUUUAACCUCUAACAAUAUACCAAGUUGUGAAUGCUCAAUAUGUUUAUCAAAUUUUCAAGAUGGUGAUGAUUUUUUAAAAACUGAAUGCUAUCAUUAUUUUCAUUGCCAUUGUCUAUGGAAUUAUUACAACUACUGUACUGCAAAUGAAAAAACUACAGAAAUAGCAACUAGUACAACUGUACCUCCAAAUAAGAUCAAUACAACAGUGCCUUGCCCAAUAUGUAGGAUCCUACUAACACUGGAUCAUGAGCAAUUAGCAAAUGCAAAGCCACCAUUGCUUGAUACACUCGAUGAACCAGACUCCCAAAUAAUGAAACAGUACCAUGAAAAGUAUGAUGAACACUAUCAGAAGCAACUCAAAAAUGGUGGUUUGAUAGAUUUGGAAUACGAACAAAAUAAAUUUCUUUUAUCCAAUAUUCAAAGAAAUUAUGAAACUCAAAUUGCUGCUGAGGCAACUACUUCGGUGCGCGAUCAAAACGACACAUCAAGUAAUAUUGAACGUAAGCAAAAUGAUAAAAAAGAAAUUCAAUCGAACGGCAACAAACGUCAGAUGGGUACCGGUAAUAAUGAAAAAUUUCAGCAUGGACGAUCACAUUAUCAAAACAAGAAUAGACAACAGCCUCAUUGGAGAAAAAGUCAUGAAAAAGAUUUUGAGACGUCAGAAUUUUCUAAUAGAGGGAAUAGGGUAAACAAAAGAAAUUAUCACAACAAUAGAGGAAGCCGAACUCCGCAGUAUUUUCCACAUCGAAACCAUCAAAAAAUAGACACAAAAACUGAUGAAUCAGAGGACAAAAGCCGUAAAGCGAAUUCUGGUAAUGCAUCUUCUAAUGAAACAAUGAAUAAAGUCGAUAUAUCACACGCCCACUUCACUAGAUGUAGUAAAAAAGGAAUGGCACAUUGUAGCACAGCAGAAGACAGAAAUGCACUUAAAGAUGACGGUUCAGGUUCCAAUUUAAAAAAAUAUGGAUAUAGACAAUUUGAUGCACCCCACCAUUACAGAAACAAUGAUAUGGGUAACAGAACUCAGUAUCACAAUUAUAGGCCUCACAGAUUUUUCAAAAACCGAGGUGAAAGAACUGCUACUCCAAAAACUAAAUAUCCCACUCCCUCCUCCAUGUAACACAAAUGCUGUAAACUGUGAAUAUCGAACAUAGUUAUGCGCACGAGAUAAGUCUCCUAUAUUUUUGAGUGAGUGUGUAUGACGUUAAUAAAAAAUAUUUGGCAAAAAAAGAUGUGAAAAGAAAUCCUAUUUAUGUGCUUGUAAAUGUACUAUUGCUUUAGUUAUAGACCUAUUUUUAUAAUAUUACGGAGAAUAAAGUAUAUUAAUGUCAGAA